UGCUAUUAAUUUCAAAGAUCUGUUAUCUGUGGUGUAUAUGUCCCGCAGAGCGCACAUCAAUGUCAGAGUGGUCAUCUGCAGAAAGAUUUUACAGAUUUUACAAUCCCAGCCAGAUGCAGCACAUCAAAUAUCUCAACAAGUGGGUUGGCAAGACACUUUAGUUAGGCUUUUUUUAAAAGCAAAUUUUGAAAAUGGAAAUACUCUUCAUAAGCACAGUAGGGCUGUUUCAAUGAAAGACAAUGAUAAAAAUAUAUCAGCUGACGAUAAUAAGAGGAACUUCGAUGAAAAGAUGGAUGAGGAAAAAAUCAACUCUUUUGCCUCCACUAAUGUGUCUUCAGAUCAGUGGAGUCUGGAGGAUAGACGCUCUCUAGACUCAAACACACCAUUAUUUCAAGAAGAUAGCUCUGUGGGAGAGUUGUCUUUCAAAUCAGAGAACCAAGAAGAAUUCUGGCAUCAUAGUCCUUCACACUUGAGUUUAGAUCUCAGUAGAAUUGACUCCUGUGAACUGAGUGACAGUGGAGGUCAAAUGCCAGACAGCCUGCCUAGCACACCAUCCCCCAUAGAGUCUACUAAAUCAUUUUCUGUGCCGUCUGACAAAGAAAGCAGCAUCACAAGUGACACGGGCUUCAGCGAUGACUUCUCUUUACUUGAAAGCCAGGAGGUAAAAUUCCUUAUCUGUCCAAAUGCUCUUUUUGUUUCUAUAUGUCUAU
This is a messenger RNA of Equus caballus (horse), 710 nucleotides long. The record is from RefSeq and is a predicted model, not a curated record. Lineage: Eukaryota; Metazoa; Chordata; Mammalia; Perissodactyla; Equidae.